Limulus polyphemus (Atlantic horseshoe crab) is the source of this 2224-nucleotide messenger RNA. RefSeq names its product lachesin-like. Gene Ontology annotation, cellular component: neuron projection. NCBI's taxonomy places the organism in Eukaryota, Metazoa, Arthropoda, Merostomata, Xiphosura, Limulidae. The coding region runs from base 235 to 1536 and encodes 433 amino acids. The record is from RefSeq and is a predicted model, not a curated record. The transcript has 10 exons.
GCAGCCUCAACGCCUCAGGAGACUGACGCUAGCGUAUCUACGACUUUUCAUAAAGCUUCUUCUAUAAACAGGAGGACACGCAGAACGAGAGCAGAUUGGUUAGUGCAAUCGAAGUGACCGGAGAGGUAGAGUGCAAAGGAAAUCACCGACUUCUACAAUAAAAAAAAAAGUAGUUGGAUAAUUCUACAGGGGGAAAAAAGUUUCGUCAGGUCAAGAAACCUUUCCAAAGUUGAGAUGACAAAAUUUCCGUGCUUCAACCUUAUCAUGUGUUAUCUACUACCGAUUCUCGGCACAACUAUUCAGAAGCAUAUUGAAGAUUGGGAUCUAGAACCUGAUUUCACGGAUCCAAUUCCGAAUGUGACAGUAUCCGUGGGACAUGACGCCGCCAUUCCCUGCACUGUGGAAAACCUGGGUUUUUACCGGGUUGCAUGGUUGAGGGUUGAGAGCAAGACUAUUUUGACAAUUCAUCAUAAUGUCAUCACGAGAAACUACAGGGUUAACCUCAGCUAUACUGACCAGAAGAAAUGGAUCCUUCACAUUAAAAACGCACAGGAGUCAGAUCGAGGUUUCUACAUGUGUCAAAUCAACACCGUUCCCAUGAAGAGUCAGAUAGGAUACUUGGAUGUAGUUGUCCCACCGGUGAUUGUUGAUGGCGAGAGCAGUUCAGAUGAGCUGGUUAGAGAAGGAUUUAACAUUACCUUAUCAUGCCGAGCUAAAGGCUACCCCACCCCAACAGUCACGUGGAGGAGAGAAGACGGGCAACCAAUCGGGCAAAAUAAGAAAAAACAGAAAAAGACAUAUGAAGGGAUGGAUCUGAGUAUUACCAAAGUGAGUCGACUUCACAUGGGGGCCUACUUGUGUGUCGCUUCCAACGGAGUGCAACCGUCGAUAAGCAAGCGUAUCCUUCUGCAUGUUCACUUUCCUCCAAUGAUCUCGAUUCCCAACCAGUUAGUUGGAUCUCCAAUAGGGGGCAGCGUUAAGAUGGACUGCCACACCGAGGCCUUCCCAGCCUCUAUCAAUUACUGGACGAAACAAGAGGGUGAGAUGAUUGUGGACAGUAAGAAGUAUACUGUCAAAAAGGAAGAAGAGACCUACAAAGUCCACAUGAUAUUGAUUAUAAACACCGUAGAAUCGGAAGACUUCGGAGCUUUCCGAUGUUUCGCCAAAAACUCUCUGGGCUCAACGGAAGGUUUAAUUCGGCUGUAUGAAAUUCACCUUUCACCAUCCCAGCAUGCAUCAACAGCCAGGAUACAGAGUGUGGGAGGUGACGAAGAACAGCCGAAGAAGCAAGCAGACAGAAAACUAGAUAUCAACACUCAGGAAACCGCAAGGCGAAUGCAAGGUGGGAAAUUCAACUCGCCGAACGUAUCAGAAACAAGAGAACAAGGAUCCUUUGCAAGUCCACCUCUUCAGAAUUUUCCUGAUAAACAGAGUGGUUCUUCGAGGCCCAAGUUGGAUUUUACCUGUCACUUCGGUUAUGGGUUCAUGCUUUGCUUUAUGACCGAACUUCUGCUGUUUCUACCCACCAAAAGAUGACGGGUGGCUAGAAUCUGUGCUCCUGAUGGUGCUCGUGUCACUUGGUUAUGGGCAAAGUAGCCUUUAUGAUCUCAGAACUCUGCUCUUUACAUACGGAGAUACGUGGAUCCGAGCCAAAUGUAAAAAAAUAAAUAAAACUUGUAGUGUUUCUUGUCGUGGGAAUAUAAACAGUCUACGUAUGUUAUUUAGUCCAAAAAAAUGAAUGAUUUUUUAAGCUUAUAAAGACAGUUGUUAGUUCUCAUGGUAAUAUUCGUUGGGUAAAAAUAGCAAUGUGCUUGGAUAUCACUGCUACAAAUUCAGACAUUUUGGAGAGUUGUUUAUUGAAAUAUACUGUAUUACUGAAACUGUUUAUUGUAAAAACACUUCUUCGCUAGUAAGAAAAACAAUAAGUUGAAUUAUUUGGUGAAAGAAAACACUUUCUGAAACGAUUACCAUGGAGUAAGAAAACCGGUAGUCGGUCGUAUUGAAGUGUACAUUAUACAUCAGAAUUAAAUGUUGAUAAAUUUGAGUUAGAGAUUGUGGAUAACACAAGCCCCGUACCUUUAGCUUAUAGGUAGUAGGGUGUAAUUUGGAUAUUCAAAUGUAUUGUUUGUUUGUAUUAUAUGCCAUUAACCACUGCUAAUGUAAGACAUUAUCAUAAUUUAAUGUUCAAUUGAAGAUUGUAUAAUGUAAUUGUCAGUUAUCGUCA